AUGCAUCUGUUUGCGGAGGUCGAAGAGCGCGGUCCAGCCGCAUCGUUGUCGCUCCGGGCACCGCGGUGCAACAGUGGCGCGCUGCACCCCCCCUCGAGGUCGCAGAGACCCCUCGCAGGCCCACCGCCCCUCUCCGCCCCCUUCCUCGACCCUCUCCCGAUCUCGCUCGACGCGCGCAGGCCCAUCGCAGCCAACGACGCCCCUGUGUCAUCACACCGGCCGCUGCGGUGA
Sparassis crispa is the source of this 231-nucleotide messenger RNA. RefSeq lists its product as hypothetical. The coding region runs from base 1 to 231 and encodes 76 amino acids. NCBI's taxonomy places the organism in Eukaryota, Fungi, Basidiomycota, Agaricomycetes, Polyporales, Sparassidaceae. The transcript has 2 exons. The record is from RefSeq and is a predicted model, not a curated record.